Lachancea fermentati is the source of this 1083-nucleotide messenger RNA. The record is from the annotation of a GenBank genome assembly. Lineage: Eukaryota; Fungi; Ascomycota; Saccharomycetes; Saccharomycetales; Saccharomycetaceae.
AUGCCGCAGCAGCUACUACCCCAGGCAUACCUUACAAACUUUCACAACAGAAUAAGGAGUGAUGAUGUGGCAUUCUUUAUUACGGCACAGCCAUCUAGAGGGCAUAAACGAGCCAAAGUUGUGAAUUAUGCAGAAUUCGAGACAGACCUCUUAGAAGAAUUCGCCGAGGAAGACGGAAAAGAGAAUAACGAUCAAGAGGAAGAAAAUGGUAAGCCAACACCAUCAGCUGAAGAGUUAGCUAACGAAAAUGCGCUUCCAGAUCUGGAACACCAGGAUGACCCAACUAACAUUCUAAAAUACCCGAGAAUAAGAGAGACUUUUUUGCAAAGCAGAAUAGCGUCUCCUUACAGAUUGGACUUGAAAACUCAGCCUGGAAAUCAAUCAGCUGCCAUCAUGAUACCAAUUCGUCUAAAUCUUGAACAUAAUGGCCAUAAAAUUAUUGACUUUUUUACCUGGAACUUAAAUGACCGUACGAUUACGCCAGAUCAGUUCGCUACAAUUUACUGCCAAGAUUUGGAUUUUCCAGUAACCUCUGCAGUUCACAGCCAGAUCGUAUCUGCUAUCAAUGAGCAGCUUCAGGAGUACGCUACCUUGGCAUCCAUGGUGGUGCCCGAUCUCCAUGUAAUUGUCAAUUUAACUUGUAACUUGGAUUCCAAGCUGUACGAGGAUAAUUUUGAAUGGGAUUUAAAUGAUAGCACUCUCACUCCCGAGCAAUUUGCCUCAAUUGUGGUUCAGGACUUGGGAUUGAUGAGGGAAUUCACUCCAGCUAUCGCUCAUGCUCUCCACGAAUCUUUACUCAGAAUAAAGAAAGACUGGAUUGAGGGUCACUUGAGUCCAGAUCAGGUUAUGAAUGGGGCGGCAUUCGGAUAUAUAUCUGGUGUGAGACUAGAUAUCGAUUCUCUAGGUGCAGAAUGGUGUCCUAAAGUAGAGGUUCUGUCGCAGUGGGAGAUUGAAAAACGUGAAAUUGAAAAAGAGAGAAAUAUGAGAAGAUUAAAGAGAGAAAGCGCCAAGGUAGAGGAUAGAAUUUCUAGAAGGCGCGGUAAGAGACGGAUGGAUGACUUAGAAACAACGAUGAGAAUAUGA